AUGGCUACAUCAUCAACAGCUGAAAAACUUAAUUUGAUUAUUUUGGGUGCCACUGGUGGUACUGGGCUUCAACUUGUUGAACAAGCAUUAAAAAGAAAUUAUAAUGUGACGGCACCAGUUCGAAAUCCGCAAAAAUUACAGCAUAUAAACCAUCCAAACUUGAAAGUUGUUCAAUGUGACUUGAUGAAUCCACUUGAUUUAGCUUCAAAAAUGGAAAAUCACCAUGUUGUUUUAUCGGCAUUAGGUCAACCCGGUCUACAAAUAUCUGCAAUGACAUUCUAUGAAGAUUCAAUGAAAUCUAUAAUAACAGCCAUGAGAAAUUCAGAAAUAAAACGUUUAAUAUGUAUAACAGCAUUUUAUACAAAAUAUGAACCAUCGGUAUACCCACUGAAAUUUAAAUUAAUAAUUCGUCCAAUGAUUGGUCGUCAUUUGGAUUCAAUGUUUAUUAUGGAAGAAUAUCUCCAAAAAGAAUGUCAAGAUAUUGAUUACACGAUCGUGAGGCCACCACGUCUUCUUGAUGAUCCAAUUAUUGAAAAAGCUGUUAAAGUUCGCGAAGAUGAUUAUUUUUUUCCGGAUUAUUCAACGGCAAGCCAAAUUCCACGCGCCAAUGUUGCACGAUUUAUGUUAGAUACAUUGAAAGAUGGUCAAUAUUUAAAGAAAGCUGUUGCUAUUGAUAUGCCAAAAAUGAUGGAAAAGUCUGGCUGA
Molecule: messenger RNA, 705 nt
Organism: Didymodactylos carnosus
Lineage: Eukaryota; Metazoa; Rotifera; Eurotatoria; Philodinida; Philodinidae
Source: the annotation of a GenBank genome assembly